AUGCAGCAGCAGCAGCAGCUGCUGCAACAGCAACAGCAACACCAGCUGUCGCAGGACUACCGCCAUAUUGCGGAAUCUCACCGAUCACUAGAGAGUGAUGCCGCAUCGCCCUCAUUUGAUCCGUUGCACUGUCCCUCGUCAUCGCCUUCUCCGUCCCUCUCAGCCUACUCGUACUCCUCGGCAUCUAGCGCCGAUGACCUCUCGGACCAGGGUCCAGACCUCAAUGCCUUGUCGCUCGAGGAGAUAGACGAGCCUCAGUAUCGUCUCGCGCCUUCCCUUCACACGUUGCGAGAUCACCACCUUCUCGCUCACGGUCUCUCCAAUGCCGACCUUGAUCCUCGACAGUCGGGUCUACCCAGCGGUGCUGCAACACCUAUAGCUUCCCAAUCCUCCGCCUCCCUUCGAUUCCUGGAACAUUCGCGCACCGCAUCAUCUUCAUCGCCCACUCGUGCUGUUUCCUCGGCCUUCUCAUCCUUGUAUCGCAAGCUAUCACCCAGGAUUGCCUCUGAAGGAAACAGUUCGUCGACGCACAUCCUGUCGACCGAAGCUGAUGUCACAGUGCAGCGUCCCUCGUCGCCAGACUCGGGAGAGGAGGAGGAGGAGGGGCAGCAGCAGCGCGUCGAUCCAGAUGCCGAACCAGAUGGCUUCGACGCGUUAGAUGUUGACGAGGAAGAUAUGCACGCUGACGGCAUUCCAGCCGCUCGCGGUUGGCGUCUCGAUGCACGUCAAGCCGACACUGCCCAGUUCCGUACAAAGGUACUCCAGCUCUUUUCCGAACAGCUCGGCCUGGUUGGCUGGACACAAGAAACGGUCGAUUCUUCCUUGUGGCCACUCGAUCCCGAUCACCUUGGCCUCAAACGUAUCAGCGGCGCUUUUACCAAUGCUGUCUUCUUUGCAAGCUACCAGCCUACCCAGUCUGCACCCAGAAAUGUCGUUCCGCCGCCCACUGUCCUGCUUCGUGUCUACGGCGCCAGCUCAGAAGCGCUACUCUCUCGUCGUGCUGAGCUGCUCAUCCUACACACCCUGUCAAGCCUCUACGAAAUCGGUCCGCACAUUCUUGGAACUUUUGCCAACGGCCGUGUCGAAGAAUUUUACGAUUGCGAUCCCAUCAAGAAAGACGGAAUGCGCGAUUUUGGUGACCGCGAGGCGUACAUGCUCCCCGGAGGUAGACUUGUCGUCAAGGGCCACGAAGGUCGCGCACACUGGGUAGCGCGUCGCAUGAACGAGCUUCACUCGGUGCCGCUCGAGGUCAUGCGGACCGUGCUCGAGCAGGGCAACCUGCGUGGUCCAAGCGAAAAGGGCUUCGGACGAGGCAUUGAGAACCACAUCAUGGCAAGCUCACAUCGCCCUCGUCGCAGGACUCGCCAACGUCACUUGACCGGACCAACCGACAAGGACGCCGUAUCGCCUCACAUCUACGGUCUCGACAACCGCGGAGUCAUACGAGCCAGUCCGGCACCCUUAGGUCCUGACGACGCUUCGCCAGCAGGCAGCGUGGAUGUGCAUCCGAGCUACGCAUUCUCCCACCGAAACAGCUCGGCUGUCUCGCUCGAUUCGUUGGCUACCAGCUACAAUUCUCAAUCCAGUUUCUUCGGCGAAAGCCCGGCUUUGUCCGGCAUCACCAGCCCCGCCCUUUCCAGCUCGUCGGCCACCGAUACGCCCAAUUCUUACUUUCCCCCCGUCGCCAACACGCCGAUGAGCCCGCUUGCUUUGGCAUCACAAGGCCGCUCAAGCAAAUCGAAAUCGUCGCGAGGCCCUUACCCCGGCGUCUGGCGAAGACUCAAAAGAUGGUCACGCGAGGCGGCCAAAGUGAUUGAGCUGGUCGACGGGUUUGCAAAGACGCAAAACGGUGCCAAGGCUAUCGCCAUGUGCUUUUCCAACCAUCCCUCCAUCCGCCAGGAGAUGCAAGCCGAUCCCAAUGCGCUGACCACAGCCUCUAUUGGUCCCACUCCCGGAAAUCUCCGCAACACAUUGCGAGCCAUUCGGGCUAUCGAUCUCGUGUCACUGAUACGCCAAGUCGAAGAAUACAAACGCUUUGUAAGGAAGUGGGAGCGACGUGAAGGACCAUCGCGGCGUGUCUUUGCUCACAAUGACGCCCAGUACGGCAACCUUCUCGCCAUCAAGCAUCUCAACGCUUCUGCUGCUAUGCUGACUAGUACGCAAGACGAAGAGAGAUCGAGAGCUGCCAAAUCGCCAUCCGUGGAAGCGCCAUCCAUUCCGGCCGGAAUGCCCCGACUACAAUCGCACGAAAGCCGGCGCGACAGCGUUGCAGCCGUCCCCGGAAGUCAGAGCCCGAUCGCACCGAGAUCCAAGAGCCGCAGCCGAGCCAACUUUAAGAAAGCGCCGCCGCUUCACCAUCGCAUCGUCGUCAUUGACUUUGAGUACGCUAGCCCCAACCCGCGGGGCUAUGACAUCGCCAACCACUUUCAAGAGUGGCGCGCCGACUACCACCAUACCACGCUGUCGUGGUCAUUGACGCAUCAUGGCAGCUACCCAGAUGAGCAGCAACGUCGCAAAUGGCUUCGUGCUUAUGUCGAACAGGGCCGACUGCUCCGAAUGGGCGGCCGCGCCACCAAGGCUGGCCCAGGCUUGCCAGGUGCGCCUGCAGGAUUCGAUGUUCCCGCCGAUAUAGCGCUGCCGCCCGCCGUCACCUCGCUGCAGUACCCAGCUUCGGAAACGGGCAUUCACGCUCCGAUUACUGCUGAAAGGCCGAGCGCACCAGUCACGCCGGGCACGGGCGCUGCCCAAAUGGCCGCGCUCGAAAAGUCAUCGGGCGAACGCAACCGCCCAUCGAUUUUGCAAAACAGUUCCAACGCAUCUGCAUCGGCCAGACGGGACUCGACUUCGGGCUCAUCGUCCAUCGACAGCGAGAAAAUGCCGGCCAAACACCUUGGCAGACAGGGCAGCAUCGAGUCGAUCUCUUCGUCUUCUUGGCAGGCGCCACCGUCGGGCUCGCAUCGAGCUGUCAAUCCAUCUGCACCGAGCACUCCAGCCAGCUGUCUCAAUCCUACAUCGCCAUCUUUGGAAGGCUCGGCGUCGCCCCAAGCGCUAGCAUUAGCCUCUCUCGAUGCAAGCAUCGAAAAGGAGGUCGAUCGACUCGAGCGCGAAGUGCAUAUCUGGAGUGCGGCUACGCAUGCAGUGUGGGGCUUGUGGGGGAUCGUGUUUGCCAAGGAGGAACUCGAAUCUGUGCUAGCCAAAGCCUCCGCUGAAGCGGAAGGCCAGCAGGUCGAGGAGACGGUCUUGUCCGAGCAGAGCACUCAGACAGUACCUUCAGCAGCCUGUGCAGAGACGUUUGAUAAUUUGCGAUACGCAUUGGGUCGCAUCGAGCUCUUCCGUCAAGAGUUCCAGCAGCUCAAGGAACUCGGCAUCGACGCUAUCUGA
This is a messenger RNA of Mycosarcoma maydis (corn smut), 3381 nucleotides long. RefSeq lists its product as uncharacterized. Gene Ontology annotation, molecular function: choline kinase activity; ethanolamine kinase activity. Lineage: Eukaryota; Fungi; Basidiomycota; Ustilaginomycetes; Ustilaginales. Gene Ontology annotation, biological process: phosphatidylcholine biosynthetic process; phosphatidylethanolamine biosynthetic process. The transcript has a single exon. The coding region runs from base 1 to 3381 and encodes 1126 amino acids. The record is from RefSeq and is a predicted model, not a curated record. Gene Ontology annotation, cellular component: cytoplasm.